CACACACACACGCACAUGGCAACAGUAUCUUAUCAUGCAGCAAACAUUUACUUAUGUGCUUUCUUUUCUUUUCUUCCCUCUCUCUCUCUCUCCUUUCCAGGUCCUGACGUGGUGCAAGAUCUUCCCCAGGCGACGAUGCCGGAAGAGGAGGAGCGCAGCAAACACUUUGCGGCCCUGCUGACCGGGCGCACCUCCUCGCUGCUGAAGAAGGACGACAUGGGCACGAUGUACUCGACGCUGAACCCGCAGAACGUGGUCGCGACCGGCCGGUUCUCGUUCCACAAGAAGAACCUCUACUACAGCUUCUACGUGUCGGAGCGGGCGGCCCGGCCCCGCUCGAUCCAGUUCGUGCACGCGAACGGCAACAUCCUGGAGGAGCACACGCUCGCCCUGCCGUCGGACGAGGGCCGGCUGAGCGCGUACCAGAACGGCACCGGCAAGGUGUGCGGCGUGUGGAGGCGCGUGCCGCGCGAAUACCGCCGGCUGCUGCGCGACGAGCUCGUGAGCGUGGUGCUGCUGUGGGGCAGCAAGCAUCAGGCCGAGCUGGCGAUUGCCGGCCCGAUCGCCAAGUAUCCGGCCCUCGCGCACGAACUGUUCAGCUCGCUGCUGGAACCGGCGGCGGCGGCGACAGCGACCUCCGACAUGAUGGGCGGCGCGGGCGGUACCGCCAUCGUGUCCACCAGCAGCGGCGUCACCUCCUCCAUCCACCUGACGAUCGUGCUGAACGGGCUGUUCGCGCUGGACGACGUGGCGGACGUGCCGCUGAGCGUGCGGCUCGAGUCGCUCGACAAGCGCCAGCUCAUCCUGGAGGACGUGCAGCGCGUCCGCAAGCCGGCCCACGACAUCAACGUGCUCGAGGUGUCGUCCCCGGUGUCCGUGAGCGAUCUGCGGCUGCUGACGCGCGGCAAGCUGACGCUCACGGUCGAGUCCCGCCGCCAUCCCGAGCUGCUGCGGCUGCAGGGUCCGGUCCGCGGUCGGGUCGCCUGCGAAGUCUUCCAAACGCUGCUCACCUCGCACGGGGCGGACGCGCGCAGCGACGCUAGCGGGCUCGCCUGGAUGUACCAGAACCGGGACGGGGCGCUCGUGUACCACGUGCAGACGCACCGGCUGCCCCACCACCACGGAGCGACGGCCAGCCCCAUCCUGACGCUGCUCGACGACAGUGCGAAGCGCCGGCCCGAGCUCGAGACGCUCACGCGCGCCUUCACCGGCGAGCACGCGUCCGGCCUGAUCGACCGCAUGGGGCCGCGCGUGCUCGAGCCGCUGUACGCGGGCGAGCUGGCGAUCCAGGUGGCGAACGAACAGAAUCUCACCCUGCUGCACGGCAAGUUCGUGACGCGCCAGGUGGCGGACGCGCGCGACUCGGCCGCCCCGGUGCUGCUGCGCCGCGGCGCGGACGCACCGGCCCCGCUAGCGCACGCGGUCGGGCUCGCCUGGCUCGCGGUCGACAACGAGUGCAGCCUGCACUACGACCUCUCGCUCGCCGGCGUCCCGGGCGCCUACCAUCCGCUGCAGCUCUACCUGGAGGAGCUGCCGCUCGAGGCGCCGAACGCACCGGUCGCCCGCCGCCUGCUGGAGGACUUUAGCGGCAACCAGCUCGAGGGCUUCCAGCUCGGGCUGCCGCCGCGCGAGCUCGCCAAGCUCGAGACGAGCGUCAUCUAUCUGGAGGUGCGCUCGAACGGCACCGCCGAGCCGGUGCUGCGGGCCCGCCUCCACACGCCGACGCGCGUCCCGCCCCACUGUACCGGCGGGCUGGACAACGAGGUGCAGCAGGACCCGUUCGCCGCGAACGAUGUGCCGACGGUGGCCGCCAACGAGAAGUGCUUCCACUCCGGCCGGUUCUACGACGAGGGCGAAACGUGGCGCAGCGCGGUCGAGGCGUGCACCAUGUGCUCCUGCGACCACCAGCAGUACAAGUGCGAGAAGAUGAAGUGUCCCCCGCUGCGCUGCCGCAAGGAGGACAUCGUGCAGAAGAAGGGCGAAUGCUGCCCGUCCUGUGCCGCUCCGAAAGUGGCGGCCGCACCGGCCCCUCCAGCGGCGGCCCCGCCAGCCCCGGCCAGCAGCAACGGGCGGGGCUGCAGCCUCGGCGACGAGUUCCACGAGGCCGGCACGACCUGGCACCCGUACCUGCACCCGAGCGGCUACGAAACCUGCACCAUCUGCACGUGCGAGCUGUUCACGCUGCAGGUGAAGUGUGCGCGGGCCCAGUGCCCGCCGCUGCCGUGCAGCGACAAGGUCGCCUACCGGCCGGACAAGAAGGCGUGCUGCAAGGUGUGCCCGCAGGUGAAGGAACCGAAGGUGUCGAAGCGGACGCACGGGCCCGGCGCACGACCGGACGUGCAGUACGAUGAGGCGGGCGGCUCGGCCGGCACGCUCCGGUCGCCGCAGGCGAUACUGGCGGCCGGCGGCUGCCGGUACGAGGAGAACAUCUACGAGAACGGGCAGGAGUACCAUCCGAUACUGGCGACGCACGGCGAGGAGAAGUGCAUCAAGUGCCGGUGCAAGGAUGGGCAGCUUAACUGUAGCCGCAAGCGGUGCAACCGCGCCAUGUGCAACCGACAGAAUGCGAAGCAGCGUGCGCUGCAGCAAUCGCAGCAGCAGCCCGCCGACGAGUGCUGCCAGUGCAGGCCCGCCCGCCACCACCGGAAGCGGCAACAGCAGCAGCAGCAGCAACAGCAGACGAGCGUCAAGAGUUGAAUUCGAGCUGGCGUUGUGCAGCGGGCCGAGCGAAAGUAGUAGCAGCAGCAGUGGCGUUUAGUAGCGACGCGGAGUGCCCGUGGGUUUCCCUGUGCCAUGUUAAAGUGUGUUGCUCGUGGGGCUCCGCACCAUCCACACUUACCUGUUUGUUUUUUUUUUAAAUUACCACCAUCCUCUCAAACCACCCCCACCCCCCCCCCCUCGUCCUGUGCUCUCGCUCCAUCACACCGCCUCUCUGUCUCUCUCUCUCUCUCUGUGUCUCAGCGAUGUCAGAGCGACACCCGCGUGACACGUGUUUGCUGGCGUCAUAUCGGCGCCAUUUUGUAGUGUUCUGUGGGCCGGAGUAUUGUAUUCUUAUUUUUCGAGAAGCUCCGCCACUUUCAUCGCCUCCCACCCCCCCCAUCGUUUUGCAUUACGCUUUUGCAUUCAGCUUCAGCAAUGCCCCGUUACCGCGUGAACGCCCGCCAAAAAAAAAAAAAAAAACGCUUUCUUUGCUAGGUUGGGCAAGGUUUAGUGCACGUUAUUAAUAAUUGGACCCUUUUUCGAUUCAGAAGAAGAAGAA
Messenger RNA from Anopheles merus, 3259 nucleotides. It is a transcript of the gene sog, whose product is annotated as dorsal-ventral patterning protein Sog. Lineage: Eukaryota; Metazoa; Arthropoda; Insecta; Diptera; Culicidae. The transcript is spliced from 4 exons. Gene Ontology annotation, biological process: multicellular organism development. Bases 16 to 2697 code for a protein of 893 amino acids. The record is from RefSeq and is a predicted model, not a curated record. Gene Ontology annotation, molecular function: protein binding.